Messenger RNA from Amblyraja radiata (thorny skate), 2195 nucleotides. It is a transcript of the gene ccn1, whose product is annotated as cellular communication network factor 1. Gene Ontology annotation, biological process: positive regulation of cell migration; cell adhesion; signal transduction. The record is from RefSeq and is a predicted model, not a curated record. The transcript has 5 exons. Gene Ontology annotation, molecular function: integrin binding; heparin binding. NCBI's taxonomy places the organism in Eukaryota, Metazoa, Chordata, Chondrichthyes, Rajiformes, Rajidae. Gene Ontology annotation, cellular component: extracellular region. The coding region runs from base 158 to 1189 and encodes 343 amino acids.
CACCGAUGUAGUCACUGCCUUAGACAGCCGGGGAAAGCAGCGGCACAGGAGUGAAGCCAGGAGACACUCGCACACUCACACACACAGAGGCACAGACAGGCAGACAGACAGACUCGCCGCCGCUGCUCGCCCGAGGAAUUAACGCCUUCAACCCGAGAUGAAGCUCAUAUCAGCACUACUCGUCCUCGCACUCUCCCUCGCCGAGGCUACGAGCUGCGGGCCCGAGUGCCGCUGCCCCCGGGAGGAGCCGCGCUGCGCCGCCGGGGUGAGGCCGGUGUUGGACGGCUGCGGCUGUUGCCGCGUGUGUCCCCGGCAGCUGAACGACGACUGCAGCACCCGCUUGCCUUGCGACCACAGCCGCGGCCUGGAGUGCAACUACGGAGCGAGUCACAGCGCCCAACAAGGCAUCUGCAGAGCCAAGUUGGAAGGACGACCAUGCGAGUACAACAGUCGUAUUUACCAGAACGGAGAGAUCUUCCAGCCCAAUUGCAAGCACCAGUGCACGUGUAUGGAUGGGGCGGUGGGCUGCCUGCCCCUCUGCUCCCAGGAGCUCUCACUGCCCGACCUGGGCUGCCCCAACCCCAGGCUGAUCAAAGUACCAGGCCACUGCUGUGAGGAGUGGACUUGUGACGGGGGCAAAGAACGGCACCACCUCUCUCCCUACACCAACCAGCUCCUCCAUCUGCUCAAGAAGAGGGUCAAGAACCUGCCUGUGUGGAAAGCCAAGUGCUUUGUUCAGACGACGGAAUGGUCCCCGUGUUCGAGGUCGUGCGGGAUCGGCAUCGCCACCAGAGUCACCAACGACAACCCCAGCUGCAAACUGCGCAAGGAGUCCAGGAUCUGCGACAUCAGGCCCUGCGACCAGCCCUCACUUCCCCACCUCAAGAAAGGGAAGAAGUGCCUGCGCACGCGGAGAUCGGACACAGCGACGCAUUUCAGCUACGCCGGCUGCACGAGUGUGAAGCGCUACCGCACCAAGCACUGCGGCUCGUGCGUGGAUGGGCGCUGCUGCACGCCGCAGCAGACCCGCACCGUCCCAGUGCGAUUCCGGUGUGACGACGGGGAGAGCUUCAGCAAGGACAUGAUGAUGAUCCAGUCAUGCAGAUGCCAGCGCCGCUGCCCACUAGACAACGAGGUGUCCAGCCCCCACGUCAUGCUGCACAACGACAUACACAAGUUCCUGGAUUGACAUCCCGCACUGGCUGCACCAGGAGUGGUCAACCACUGACCAGCGGACAGUCAUGGACACCAGCUCACACACUACAGCCACUCCCCCUCCCUCCCUCUCUGCCUACAGUCCUGUCACAUGGCAGCCACAGAUACGGUAGACACUCUGAACCUUCCUCCCAUGGGGGGGGGGGGGGCAUGGCAAAGACUAAGAGGGCAGAGCUUUAAAGGGGAUGUGCGGGGCAAGUUUUACUGCUGGGUGCCUGGAACGUGGUGCCGGAUGUGAAGAUAUGACAGUGGUGUUUAAGGGGCUUGUAGAUAGGCACGUGGUUAUGGAUCACGUGCAGACAGCUCAGAGUUGGUCUUUGCUGGAUCAUUGUGUGUAUUAGGGCCUGCCCCUGUUCUAGUGUCUGUGUGUGGAGGUGGCACUACCCGCCGCACCCAUUUGCCCACCACGUCUACUGAAGUUGACGGUUGAGGUGGGAUGGCAUUUGCACAACGUUCAUGCCACAGGGACCAGGAGACAGGGUGGGGAGGGAAGGGUGGGACAGUCUUGUACCUCCAUGCCCUGUGGGUCACCUGCCUGCCCCCAAUGGGCAGUGAGACGGGGGGGCUGGUCAGCGAGAGCUCUACAUUCAGCGCAUGCUUCAUUUCCCUGGAGCGAGGAACAGCUUCAUAUUGGAGCGUUAUAUAGCCACUUGCGUUUGUUCUGUUUGCAACAAAGCGAUUGUAUAUUUGUAUUAUUAUAUAAUGUCCCUCCGUGUACUCUCCGCAAACUCUCGUCUCUUUACUGUGCCCUGGUGUGGUUAUUGUGGAGCCCAGAGUUAAACAUGGCAGGCAGUGAUAGUCUGCCUGCCCAGACCACACAACCAGCCUCCAUCAACCAUCCUCUAUAUACAUCCAAUGUUGCAUUAUUUAUCAAAUCUGGCCCAGAUUCUGUUGGGUACAAACAAUGUCCUACUGGAAUUAAAUGUACAUAGAUUUAAUUUUUUUAAGAAAGAAAUUAAACAAUUUAUUUAUGGACCUGA